Messenger RNA from Gallus gallus (chicken), 17304 nucleotides. RefSeq names its product activating transcription factor 7 interacting protein (gene ATF7IP). The transcript is spliced from 15 exons. Lineage: Eukaryota; Metazoa; Chordata; Aves; Galliformes; Phasianidae. The coding region runs from base 9002 to 12313 and encodes 1103 amino acids. The record is from RefSeq and is a predicted model, not a curated record. Gene Ontology annotation, biological process: regulation of DNA-templated transcription. Gene Ontology annotation, cellular component: nucleus; transcription regulator complex. Gene Ontology annotation, molecular function: protein binding; transcription coregulator activity.
GCCCAGAGGUGGCAGCAGGUGGGGAGCGUGGCGUGGGGACGCGCGUUCCUCACUCUCUCACGCGUGGAGCACCCCCUACGGCGGCGGCUGCAGCUCACAGGUAGGUGUGGUGUGGCACAGGGGGCACGUGGGCGCUGUGCCGGGUCCUGGAGGUGCAGGGUGCCCCACAGCACCCGGCGGGUGUCUGUGUGACCGUCGAAUGCUGAGGUGAGGUGUGGGCGCUGUGGCACGCUGGCACCACAUGGCUGUGAGGGUGGGACGGCGGCACUCUGCGCCUCGAGCGCACCACUGGGUGCUGUGCGGGGUUGGGAGCGGCUGCCUGUGUGGUGCUGCCUGCUGCUCGUGGGUUUUCUCCAAAGCAUGGUGAGCGCUAAGGCUGAGCGCUGCGUUGUAUGGGUUGUGGGGACAGUAAGGAGAAAAAGGCUUGUUAUUUUUGCGCAGUAGCGUGCUGGUGGGACUUCAGGUGGAAGAUCCUGACGCGGACAGGUUUGUGUGCUGAGCGGGAGGAAGGAAAGGCCCGGUUGCGCCUCAGGAAGCUGUUGGCGUGUGAGGCUGUCACAGAGGCCUGUGUCAAACAUAAUGGGAUGCAUCAGUCGGUGUUCCUGUAGAAAAUGAGCGUGUGUGCUUGUAAUGUUCCUUAAGUAACCAAAAUAUUGAAACCAAAUUGAUGGUUGAGUGCUGCAUUCUAAUUUUGAUGUGGCAUUAGGGCCUGACAGAGGUGUAGCGUUCUCGAUCUCUUAAACUUUGACAGAUAUUCAGUGGAAAUAUCUACAUGGCAAUGUUCUGUUUCGUCACAGUGAUGCUGUAAUAGGUCUAGGUGUUGUAAUGACAGUGGGACCAUUAUCGUGAGUAGGGUUCUUGGGUGGAAAAAUUGAGUGGAAUUGUUGGGGGAAGAGAUGAGGUGGGAACUGCCCAGCUCAAAUGUUUUUGGCAACAAGCAUUGAGAUUAAAAUGGCAGCCCUUGUGCAAUCACGGACAAAUAACACUUUGUCCGUCUGGCUGUCUUACUGAACAAGGUUUCUACAUAGCAGAGCUUAAUAGCACACUCUUGUUUGGUGAAUAUCCCAGGCUGUUCAAGUAAAUAUAAUAUUGUUAUAAAAAAAACUCAUUGGGAUUUGCGUCUGUAAGAUCAGAAUACUGUACAAGCAUGCUGUUUGGCUUUCACUUGAAAGUUUGAAUAUAUUUUAGAACAUUAUCUGGUGUACUUCUUUUUUUCUAGUUACGCUUAUUACCGUUACUAAUAUUAUAUAAGUCCUUAAAAACAUGGAAAGCGUGCUUUUAGUGUCUGACUAAGUCUGAAAUUAAAACAUUCAAAGAUGAACUUUCUACACAGGUGAGUUUAUAUGAACGUAAAAAAUAUGUAUGAUCUUCUGAUUACUGUUUUCUGCAGUCCCAUGGGAAAGUAUGAAAGGGUAUUACUUUGAACGUUAAGAAUUCUUUGGGUGAAUUAGGGGGAAAUGCACAGAGAACACUACUCUUUGGUAUGUGGUUAUGGGUAGGUAGUUUCUCAGUUUUCAGACCACUGAACUAAUAGUGGUUGUCAGAACUAGCAUAAAAUGAAUUUCCUAAUGCUUAUGUGGGGACUUAUACAAUUCAUGAAUAAUGGCAAUUAAUCCCACUAUUUAUUCCUUAUAUUUGCUGGUUUUGUUACUAUUUUAUGUACUUCAUGAAUACCAAAUCAAGUUCUUAUGUACAUAUAAUGCAGAAAAAAAUGUCAAUGUUCACUUUGGAUAGUAGUACAUUUUUUUUAUAAUUAAUAACUGAAUAAAUAUAAACAGUAACACAAAAUUUCCUAUAAUUGCUCAUUGUGUGCUCUUUUCAAAGAAUCUUGAUCUUCAUGUUCUCAUUAUUCUAUUUCUAACUUAGUAGUCUUAGUAGAAUGUAGUCUUACUACAUUCUCAGAGUAAAAGCUUUCUUAUCAGUUGCAACCUUGCCACCAAGUGUAGCAGUGCUAAACUGAUGUUCUUGUGAUAAUGUGGCGCAGUUCUGUAUUUUGCUGCAUGAAUUUGACAAGAUUAUCUUGGUUGUUGUAUAGACUCAAAAUUGAUCAUACUUAACAGAAUUGAUUCAUAGUAGGAUACAGUAUUACAUAGAUCAAUUAAAAUAGUCAUUAUGAUGCUGUUUUUGAGGGAUCUGUUAAAUCUCAUUUCCCAUCCAUUACAAAAUCUGUUUUCAAUGAGAUCCUAAUCCCAGAAGACACGCAUGCAUUCCAUGUUCUGUGUUUGCUGAUGCCUCCUGCUUUAGUUUGCAUUGGUAUGCCCAUUUCACACAUGCAGAGGCUCAGCAUCAGUUGUUGUAUGAUUUUUUUUUUUUUUUUCUAUAGAAGGUCUUCUGAUAAUGCUUCCAGAAUUUGGGAUGCAAGGACAGGCAGCAUGGUCUCAUACAGGCAAAUGCUUUACCCCUCAACCAGGGAAGGUGAUCUUAGUAGCCAAGAACCUGAACAACAUAAAAAUAAUUUUAAAUAUUCAUUUUGCAGAAUAUUAAGCUAACAGUUAAAUAUAUUAAACAACUUUUAAAAUCUUGUUUUAGUAACUAAUUUCUAAUUUCUAAUUAGAAUUAAAAACUAAAUGUGCUUGACUGAUUUCUGGGAGAAGAUGUUUUUUUCCAUAAUGCAAAACAUGCUUUCAGGCUGAAAAGUAGAUGAUUAAACCAUAUGUUACAUUUUCCUCCCAAAAUAAGACACCAUCAAUUUCCCUAAAUCUAGGUGUUUUUUUAAUAGUAAAAAUAUUAAUUAGGCAUACCUGUGCUUACUGGCAGGAAUUUUAACUGUGUCAGAAAUCUCAGUUAUUUAUGGAAUGUAGACAAUAAAGCCAAAAUAUACCUGAUUCACAUGUUGUUCUUUGGUAGUUUGUGGGAAUGUAUUUUUGUUGUUUGAACUUCACUUAAUAUUUGUCUGCAGUGCACGCUAGUUACGUGUUUGUAUUGUGAAUUUAUUUUGGAAAUUACUUCAGUGAUACAGAUGUAAAUUACAAUUUUCCUAAGAAACAUUUGAUCAGAAAAAUGAGUUGCAAAUCAUAAAAUGAUCAAGAUUUAUUAUUUUAUUUUUGUUUAUCCAAUAUAUUUUUAUAUAAAUGUUUUCCUUUAUAAAUAGAGUGUUUCUUGGUUACAACUAUGGCUGUGCUGUUGACUUCUCUAUGUAAUUUUACAGUGAGAGACUUACCCACAUGGAUGUAGCAGUUAAAAACUGAUCAAUACAAAUGGCACUUUAACAGUGUACGCUUUUAAGUCAGGAAUUUUAUUUAUUCUUAUCUCACUAUGUCCUGUAGUAUAUGGAAAAAAAUGCUGUCCUGAUUUCACUGAAGGAGCAAUAUUUGAAGCUGCAGUGACUUACCUCACUCUCUAUCUGCUUUUCAGAUAGAAUGGUAGCUGUCAUGUGGGAUUUUUUUCCUUUCUUGGUUUUUUAAAUCCUGAUUUCUUUCUUUUCUGACAGCUCGUUAAGCACCAUAGAGAUUGCUUUAGAGGAAAAUGUAUCUCUGUGUGCAACUAGUUUGUGUUUAAUUGGACAGUCCUGGGGUGUUUUAUCUGAAUAAACUUUAGAAGAGAAUUGCGUAGUAUCUCAUAUUUUAAAUUCCUGCAGUUGUGUCUUGUUUUGGUUGUUACAGCCUGGUGGCUGAUUCCAAAGGGGUAACUGUAGUAUUUUAGUUUUGAGUUUUUCAGUCAUGACUAUUUUUGCCAACCUUAGAGUUUUGUGUACCUUUUCAAAGGCAAAUUUUUUUGUAACAUUCUGGACUCUUCAUUUUCAUUAGAGAUUUUCAUGUUGUGAUAAUAGUCUGUUUAGGUGUUUUGCUUUUCUUACUUGUUUAUUUUCUCUCUCUCCAUUUCUGUAGCAACGGGAGUCUGGAAAUCCUUGACUUUGUAUAGGAUGUUUAAGCCUCAAGUUCAUUUUGGUCUAUAGAUCAGAAUCUAAAACUGAGUGUGAUCAAUUUCAGGGAUAUAAAGUCCUGAUACAGAAACUGUAUCUUCAGAGUACAUUAAUUUCUUUUAGAUUGGUAUGGAUAGAACUAGACCAAUGUAUUCUAUUUCUUUUCUGGGUACAAACCAUGGUAUUGAAUCUAGUUUUGUUUUUACUUCAGUUGCAUAUUCUGGCUUUAGUUAAUGUUAAUUUCUGAUUAUUUAGUUCCUUUUGCGUACGUAGAGCAAAACUGUAACAUCUAUGGACAGUAGAAUUGCAAUUACGCUUGAGCUUUAUGUGGCUUUUUUUGUUUUCAUUUGAGGUUACAUUAAAUGCCGUUAAAAACCAGAAUGUUAGUGAAAAAUGAACGUUCCACAAAGUUUUUCAAAGUGCAUAAGGAACGUCAAAUGAGGUUGUUAAAUGAUACUUGUGAUAUGCCACUAACAAGAACAAAAUGUUUAAACGUUUAUUUUAAGUAUAAAAUAGCGGGCAGUAUGACUGAAUGUUUUUUGAUUGUGUUACAGCCUCACAAAGUUUUAUCAGAAACCUGCACACCUCUACUAUGAUAGCCCUAUCUUAUGUGAUCGUUGUCUAUCACUUGAUGUGUUCUCAAAAAAUUUUGAAAGACUUGUUUGUUUUCAGGAAAUCUGACAGUAGUGAGUCUCAAAGACGAUUCCUGAAAAUGCUGUACAAAUAGGCAGCUGGGGUUUGGAGACACUGUCAUUCUCCCUGAUGAGGAAAGAGACAUGGAGAACCUGGCAGUACUGCAUUGUUUUGGUGUGAGUGGUAGCUGGUCAGUCUGGACAUAGGUAUGUCAGUCAGUAUGAGGCCAUCACGUUAGUAUACAACUUCAGGCUGCAUAAUACGUAUCUUGCUUGCUGUGGUAAAGCACCAAUGAUAACCUGGGGUCACUGACAAAAAGUGACAAGGCUGUUCAUAAAUUUGCAGGAAACAGUUUUGUUGUUCCUAGCUCAUCAUCUAGUUUGGUACCACUGGCGUAUACUUUUAAAAUUGUCAGUGUAUUUAACAGCAAGUUUGUCUCUCCCAUUCCACAUCUCUUUUUUCAGUGAUGGUUCCCUGGUGUUGUAGCUGAAGGUGUAUUAGUAGCCAUGUAGUAUUAAAUACAAACAACAAAGGAUCAGGUAUUUAACAUUCCAUCAUGUCACUCCAAAACAAUUCGGAGUAUUAUUAUGUGUUUGUAUAAAAGCCCUUUAUGUUCCUUUGUGAUUUGUGAGUUACUUGAAAACAAAUGAAAAAUAACACAGUGGGUGGAUUUAAGAUGUUUGAUUUUGGGUUGUGCAUACUGUAUAUGAAUAAAAACUGUAUUUCUGAGUUAUCAGCUCUUAGAAGACCAUAAUUUGAUGUUUGUUCCUGGAAGAAAUACAUGAAUUAGAUGUCUGUCCACAGAAUAAUCUUUAAGUAGUUUCCUUAUUAAGACACUUAGGUGAUAUAAUGCAGUGUAUUUGGAAUGUGUAAUCUACAGAUUCUACAUACAGAAAAAAUAUUUUUCUUUUCUAGAUUCAAUUUCUGGAAAUGAUGUUAAUUUACACACUUAAGAGAUACAUGAACGCAAAUACUUAAUCUAGCUGUUAAAACAACCUGCAUAUUUGUAAGGCUUUGUCACUUUGUUCUGUCCUGUGCAUGUCUGCAGUUUCACUGUGCUGUAAGGAAAUGUUAAAUUAAAAAAAAAAAAAAAAAAAAAAAAGAAGGACAUCUGAUGUGACAGAAAGGUCUUUCCAUAAUUGUCUCUAACCUGGACUUGUAGGAAGAGCUUUGACUUCCCUUGAUUACAGUGUUCAUUGUCUGAUGCUCAUUGUGGACUUUCCCCCAACUCCGUCAUAGCUUAAUUUUUAUCUAACAUAAUUCUAUCAUAGCUUGUUUUUAUCUAACAAGUUCUUGCUGUCCUAUGUGUGAGUUGUUUGUUCAAGUUAGGUUAAUGUCCCUAAUAAGUAUAGGAAUAAAGCAUGUUUUUUGUAAGUGAUCUAUUGAAACUUCCAAUCAGAUUCAUACAAACAAUUGUAUUUGCUAAUGAAUUUUAUCAAGAAUUGUCUUGUAUGCUUAUUGUUAAUAAACAUACUACUCAAAAGAAGAGGGUAAGCAAGAACUGAGUAUGUUUUGGUCACAGAACUGUGCAUGAUACACAAUAGACUGAUCUUUACAUGUACAACUUCAGCAAAAGUAAUGAUUUAUGCUUUGGUUACUUUUUACUGAUGUUGCAUUGUGAAGUGACUUAAAACCCUGUCUGAAAAAGAAAAAAAAAUAUUGAAAACUCUGCCUCCUCUUGAUUCCUUAGGCUAGAAACCAUAGUACAUAUAAAAUCUGACCCUACUUCGUGACAUUGUGGGGAGGAUGAGGGGUCCACUCUUAGUACUUUAAUGAGGAAACAAUGCAGCUAUUAGGGAAAUUACAGGGUGUAGUUCUUUGAGUUUCUUGUUUGAUGUUCAUGAGAAGGUUGGAACAGAGAAGCUCUGGUUUUAAAAUUUUAACAUGUGACUAGAAUCAUUGAACUUUCUGAAAUGUUACCACAGCGAGCUGGCUCCUCAUCAAAAGAGGGCAGAGUUAAGGUUAUUGGGAGUUUUUAUUAUGUGUGUAAGCAAAAUCUUAACGUAUGAGGUUAGUCAAGUUCAAAAUCAAAUUUAAAUACUUUUAAAAAUGCUUGAUUUUACUUACUUCUGAAUUUUGGAGAAUCUAUACAGAUGCUAACCCAGAGAGCAAUUAAAAAAUUGCAGUGCCAUACUAAUAUAGUAAUUCGACAUUAAUACGGGUUCACUUUAAUGGUUUCUGGACCAAAGUAUUCACAGAUUAGUUAUUUAAAUACCAAUUCUGUGUUUAGUUAAACAUCUGAUUUUUAUGUUGAUAUUUAGUUAACAUUAAACUAUUAACACAACUGUGCAGUUGAGUAUAUGGAAGUGAAGUCUGAGUAUGUUCCCAUGGUUUCUUAGCACUCGGAUUUUUUUUGAGACUAGAUGUCUGUAUUAACACGUCAUCCACUCUGCAUUCCUGAAGCUUUGUGAUUAGGUGAUUUACCGCUGCAGUCAGUGUGUGAUACUGUUUCUAUUCUGUCUAGGUCAGUGGGAGUGAUCUCUUUUUUUUUUUUUUAAUCAUUAUUUUUAUUUAAACCAAGUAGUUAUGCCUAUUCAAACCUAUUUAACUUAAGAGUUUUCAUCUACAGUAAGACCAAAUGCUAGAGAGUGCAAUAUUGUACAAGCGCAGUUCUUGGGUUCCAGACGGAAACAUUCCAGGUUUACAUUGAACAUGUAGGACUGCAGAUCAGAAUUCAGGUUUUGAUUUAGUAUUCUUGUAGGUGCAGUAAAUACAGACUUCUCUUCCAUUUAAAAUAUUGUCACUAUAGAAAUCAAAAUGAAUGCUUACUUACAGAUGAAAUAGCAAGUCUGAGUUUAAGGAUGUUGCAAGCAACUGCAAAUCCCUGUAAGCUUGAAGGCAUUUUAUAUAUGAAGGUUAAGCUUAAGUUUAAGCAACAUGGAGUUAUAAGUGGUUAUUCAAAAACUUUUCUUUUGAAUUAGUCACAAAGUUAUUUUGAUGUAGUUAUACAUCUUCGAAGAAAAGCUUCAGUAUAGUGGGUAAUUUUAAAGCAUCUCACAUAUACUGAAAUUCUCUACUCACAAAUUUGCUUAAGAGACUUGUCUUUUGGGCAUUUGAACUUCAAUUGUGCUUUAUUUAAUGCUUUGACUGUAAUAACUUCUGUAGUAGUUGAUUACAUGCAUAUGACUGUUCUUUCCCUUGUUUUGCAAACUGUGCUUUUUUUCUUUGUUCUUGUAUUAGGCAAGUAGUGCAUUUCAAGGUUUUAAAUUUCCAAUACUAGUGGUGAUGAGUACACCAAACAUCUCUGCUGGCAUGAAUAAUCAGUCCUGAAAUAACCGGCUACAACUGGUGACAGAUACAUGCAGUUACGUAAGCUUAGAUAUUUUCAUAAAAGAAUGGAUGGAGGGCAUGUUCUACUUCUUUGGUAAAGGUUAGGAAUAAUUCAGUGUUAAUUUCUUUCAAAAUAGCUCAGUCUGUUCUUGCAAUUAUUUUAAAAUAGCUGUAUUUGGCUUUUCUAGAAGGGUUACAUGAUGAAGCAAGGCAGAUAUGGCAAUGCUUCCUCCAGAUCUCAUGCACUAUUGCCUGGAUGAGAGCAGAUGAUUGGUGCUAAUGAACAGAUCUUAAUGGGGAACUUGUGUUAUAUUCUACUUAUGUUAAAAUCAUGUGUUUGUCUAACACUCCCCUGCCCCUAAUCCCUCCCUCACUUCAUUGAUCCUCCCUCCCCUGAGUUCCCAAAUCAGUUACAUCUUCAGGAGCAAACUUAAAAACCAAAACAACAGCAGCACUAACAAAAUUACUGAAGAGAUUCUAGAUGUCUCUGGAAGAAGAAAGAUAGAUGUCUGUAGAAGUGGUGCAAUAUAUUACGUAAGAAUUAGGUAUGUGAAUUCUGGGCUUUACUGAAGUUCUUCAGUGUUCUUGAUUUGUGGGUUUUGUUUUUCUUUUUUUUUUUUUUAAGCAGCUUCCUCAUUUCUGUCUUCCUUUUUUUCCCCAAGUAAAACUGUUUUAUUGAUCAACUAAUGUAAAGGUUUAGAUAUUUUUGUUUGUUUAAAAAAAAAAGAGAGAAAAAUAAAUUCAGGCUGCUCUUCAAAAUUAAUCCCUAAUCCUUGUCAGUUCUAGCCAUGAUUUGGCUCUGUCUGUGGCUGUUAAUGUGUGACAUGGAUUCUGAACUGCCUGGAGUAAGGGAGAAUUUGGAGUAUGUGAUACAAAUUCUGGAUUGCAGACCUAGCAAGGCUGCGUCUUUUAACAUCCAGCGGGUCUUCACUUAUUUUUGUUUUCUUUUUGCAGCUACUCAGAACACCACUGGUAAUGUUGCAGCCAUGCAUUAACCAUUUUUUGCCUUCUAAGAAACCUUUUAUCUGGCCCCUCUCUGCCUGUGCAGUUUGUUGCAGUGUAGCAAAGAGGGAGGUGCUCUGCUGCAUAAAAGCUCUAUCCACUGCUGAGUUGUCACUGAAUGGCUGGUCUUGAGUGCACGUUGCAGCCAUCUUAAUCACAUUUUCAGUGCAGCUGAGACAGUGCAGUUUCAAAAUGGCUGACAAAGUGUUCAUUGCAGCAGUCUAGCUUGAUUGUAUGCAAAUGAGCAGAGCUGUUGGCAUCACAUGCUUCGGACCUUGGAGGGUCAAGAUGGAUAACACAGAUGAGCCUCAGAAAAAAGUCUUCAAAGCACGAAAAACAAUGAGAGCAAGUGAUCGACAACAACUUGAGGCCGUCUAUAAGGCUAAAGAAGACCUGCUGAAGACAACUGAAGUUAAACUGUUAAAUGGAAAGCAUGAGAACGGAGAUUCUGAUUUAAAUUCUCCUUUAAGCAAUACAGACUGUACAGAGGACAAGAGGGAAGUUAAUGGCCUAGUGGAUUCUAAUGAAAUUAGUGAAAUCAAAAGACCUGAAAGUAGGGCAGAAAGUGUAGUCAGUGACCUAGAACCUAAACCUCUCUCUCCAGUGAAUGUUACUCGUGAACAAGAUACUGAUGUUGCAUUAGUUUGUGAGGCUGAAAACAGAGUGCUUGGUAGCAAUAAAGUUAACUUCCAUGAAGAAAAUAACAUAAAAAAUCGUUUGGACCAAAGAGAGAGUGACACUCCAUCAGGUGAAAACAAAUCAAACUGUGAUAAUAGCUUCUCCCCUGAGGAGAAAGGAAAAACAAAUGAUAUAACUAUUAUUUCUAAUUCACCUGUUGAAGAGAAAAAGAAGGCUGGAGAAAUAAUUGUUGAAGAUACUGUUGGGGAAGAGGCUAUCUCUAGCAGUAUGGAAACUGACCAGGAACCAAAAAAUGAAAGAGAUGGCACUGCAGGUCUUUCAGAAACCGUAGUUGAGAAGGCAGUAGAUGAGUCAAGUGAAAGUAUCCUGGAGAAUACUGACUCUAUGGAAGCAGAUGAAAUUAUUCCAAUUUUGGAAAAACUAGCUCCUGCUGAAGAUGAGAUGAGCUGUUUUUCUAAAAGUGCUCUGCUUCCUGUGGAUGAUACAGCCCCAGAUUUAGAAGAGAAGAUGGACAACUGUUUGAGUUCACCAUUGAAGCAGGAAAGCAAUGAAAGUCUGCCAAAAGAGGCUUUCUUGGUACUGUCUGAUGAAGAGGAUCCUUGUGAUGAGAGGGAGCACGCUGAAGUGAUACUACCAAACAAAUCAGGUCUUCCAGAAGAGGUGGAAAAAAGUGAGGAAGAGGACAAAGAAAGAGAAGUGGUCCACAAAGAAGAAGAAAAACACACAGAGAGAGGUGAAGUGUCAAGAAGAAAGCGUUCAAAAUCUGAGGACAUGGACAGCGUACAUUCUAAACGGCGUCGAUUUGUUGGAGAAGAAGAUUAUGAAGCAGAAUUCCAAGUGAAAAUUACAGCCAGAAGAGAUGUUGACCAAAAGUUAGAAAAGGUUAUCCAGAGAGUGUUAGAAGAAAAACUUGCUGCUUUACAGUGUGCUGUAUUUGACAAGACUCUGGCAGACUUGAAAAUGCGAAUAGAGAAAGUAGAAUGUAACAAGAGGCAUAAAACUGUGCUUACUGAACUACAGGCUAAAAUCACUCGACUGACAAAGCGGUUUGGAGCUGCCAAGGAGGACAUGAAGAAAAAACAGGAGAAUACACCAAACCCAUCUCUGUCCUCAGGAAAAGCAGCAAGUAGCACUGCGAAUGCAAACAAUCUGACAUACCGAAAUAUUACCACGGUGAGGCAGAUGCUGGAAUCAAAGAGGAAUGUAGGAGAUAGUAAACCAGCAACUCUUCAAGCUCCUGUCAGUGCAGCACCAGCUUCCAGUCUUGCUGCUCCUCAGACACCUGCCAGUGGACAUCCUAAGCCUCAGACUCCAGUGACGUCUAGCCCUUUGACAACAACAGUUAUUUCCACGGCUAACACAGCUACAGUUGUAGGCACAAGUCAAGUGCCCAGUGGCAGCACUCAGCCAAUGUCUGUUUCAUUGCAGUCUUUGCCUGUAAUCUUGCACGUGCCUGUUGCAGUAUCAUCCCAGCCUCAGCUCCUUCAAGGCCAUGCAGGAACUUUGGUCACUAACCAGCAGUCAGGCAGCGUUGAAUUUAUAUCUGUACAGAGCUCAUCUACAGUUGGUAGCCUUACCAAAACUGCAGUAUCUUUGGCAUCUACUAACACAACUAAACCAAAUAACAGCCCAUCUGUAUCCAGUCCGGGUGUUCAGAGAAACUCUCCAGCCAGUGCUGGGUCUGUACGGACAACAUUAGCUGUACAAGCAGUUUCAACUACACAUCCUGUUGCACAAACCACAAGGACUUCUUUGCCCACAGUGGGUACUUCAGGACUUCAUAACUCUACCAGCAGUCGAGGUCCCAUACAUAUGAAGAUUCCCCUCUCUGCAUUUAAUAGUACAGCUCCUACUGAACCACCCACCAUUACAGCGCCCAGAGUUGAAAAUCAGACAAGCAGGCCACCAACAGAUUCUUCAGCGAACAAGAGAACAGCUGAGGGACCAACACAGAGCGUGAAGGUCACAGGAAGCGAUUCAGGAGGUGUCAUUGACCUUACACUGGAUGAUGAGGAUGAUGUCUCCUCUCAAGCAGAGGCCAAGAAGCAGAAUCAGACAGCUUCUACAGCACAGAGCAUCCCUACCCAGCCUUUGUCUCGCCCCCUACCACCUUUGCAACCAAACCCUCUGCAGCAAACAGGUGUGCCAACAAGUGGACCUUCCCAGACCACUAUACAUGUAUUACCUACAGCUCCGACAACAGUGAAUGUAACUCAUCGACCGGUGACUCAAACGGCUGCAAAACUUCCUAUACCACGAACCCCAACUAACCAUCAGGUGGUCUAUACCACUAUUCCUGCACCACCAGCUCAGAAUUCUGUAAGAGGAGCUGUCAUGCCAAGUCCAAGUUUAAGGCCAGUCAACCCACAGACCGGAAGCAUGACAGUACGAAUGCCUCAAACAACUGCAUAUGUUGUGAACAAUGGACUAACUCUUGGAUCUGGAGCACCUCAGCUUACAGUGCAUCAUCGACCACCACAAGUGCAUGCAGAGCCACCACGCCCUGUACAUCCUGCCCCGCUCCCAGAGGCACCACAGCCACCACGCCUGCCCCCUGAAGCUGCCAACACUUCUCUGCCUCAAAAACCACAGCUGAAGCUGGCACGAGUACAGAGCCAGAAUGGUAUUGUGCUGUCAUGGAGUGUCAUAGAAGUGGACCGGAGUUGUGCCAGUGUGGACAGUUACCAUCUCUACGCAUACCACGAGGACCCGAGUGCUACUAUGCCUUCCCAGUGGAAGAAGAUAGGGGAGGUGAAGGCCCUUCCACUACCUAUGGCAUGCACUCUUACUCAGUUUGUGUCUGGCAGCAAAUACUACUUCGCAGUCCGAGCAAAGGACAUCUAUGGCCGUUUUGGACCCUUCUGUGACCCCCAGUCUACAGAUGUGAUCUCCUCCCAGAGCAGUUAAACUGGAGUUCUUUGGAGCCUUUAAACCCAUCCUACUUCCAAAGGUUACCCUGGUUUUGAGGGGGUUGAUUUCAUGCAUGAAACUCACUUUUAGAUCCACUCUGCAGGAUUAAUUUAGACGGCUGUGCGAUACACUACAUACGUUGAGAACCAAAAGAAAAAUAAAGUCUCAAUUCCAGCAAGAGAACCUGUUUUUCUGGAUAGGUCAAGUCAUGGGCCAUUCAAAAAUUUCAUUUUCGUUCUGGUGACAGUUGUUCCUAGACAUCUACCUACUCUUUAUUCAAGGGCACAUUAGAUGCCUGGGAUUCUGCUUCAGAGCGGGAGCAAAAAUAGCAGUUUUUUUCUGAAGCUGAACUACAUAUGUAGUGCCUAUCAAGGCACUAACAUGAAGGCAAGAACAGAUUUGCCUCUUGUACCUAGCUCUCUGUGAGCAGGCUGUGGUAUGAAAGGUGAUUCAAGGUCUUACUUGUGUGCUGGAAGAUUGAGUGCUCUGUUCUUAAAUUACCAACAGUAAUCAGCUGUCUGAGGAGAGGGAAGGGAACUUUAAUCUGGCCAGGGAACCAGUGUCUGUGAAUUCGGAGAUGGUGUAGUGGGGGAAAAAAAUAAAUCACCCCACUACCUCCUACCUCUCCUAAAUAAGAGCUCUCCUCUACUGUCACCAUCUACGUCCAUUCACACUUGGAGCAUUCCUAGGACAGAUCUGAAACUGGACUGUAGAAAUCACAUUCACACCUCUCUAGCUCAGAUAAUUUUUCUGCCUCUCACCUUAUACAUCCAGCCCUGUUUUUUAGAUUUAUUUUGUGCCUUAAACAGUAAUUUCAGAAAUAAAUGUAGCCAGAUACCUUGUGGUGUUCAUUUGCUUGGAGUUACUUCUCCUUUUACCCCCCUAGACUUUCAUUACUGCUUCUCGUUUUCCUGGCCCAUAGUGAUUGUUUCUUUCUAUAAAGACCAGAAAGUGUAACAUCUACUGAUGCUGGACUCAUUUUUAUCUGUACUUGCAAUCAGCCCUUCCCUCACUGCAGUUAAUGAGUCAUCAUUUCUGUCCUGUGAAGAAUAUUAGAGUGUACAGACAGUAUUUUCCACCAGAGUCUUUUCCUCCUGUUCUUUUGGGAGAGCUCUAUGCUGCAUUUCAGCCAAAGAAACCUAUGUGAUGUAGCACCAUGAAAGCUUCUACUUGUUUGCACUCAGUUUAGGUGUUCAGUUGGUAAGAAAACGUACAAAGUUGGCUUCUUAGUUCUCUAUUCCAGUCACCUGCCUGCCUCUGCAGAAAGCUAACAUCCCCAGAGUAGUUUAGACACUGGCCCAAAAUUUGUGAGCAACUGCAAAUGUUCCUAGAAGCUUUCAUGAUGCUUCUGAGCUGAGAAAUCAAAACAGUGCAUCUGCCCCACUAUCCUGUUGACAUGUUCUUGAACUUUUUUUAUGCAUAACCAAAUUGUAAUACCUGGACGAGAAAGGAUAUGUAAGAUUUUUAUUUUGGCAUUUUUAAGAACAAGGACAGCGUCUUGUUCCUGUCCAGCAGAACCAAAUACUGGAUUUAGAAGGGAAAAUGUUUGGGCUUUUUUUAGAUUUACUUCACCAUCUGACAAAGCUGUAGACGUUACAUAUUUCUUAAUUCCAAUGCUGGCUGUCUUGAAAAAUUUAAAUACUAAGUAAGGUUGAAAAAGUCAUAAAAUAUGGCUAGUGAAAUGAUCUAUGUGAUAAUCAGUUCUUAAGUUGUGUUCCCUUCAAGAACAUUAUGUGAAAGAAACUCAGUUGUAGACUUUUGUCCAUACUACUUUACUGCACUCCUUCAUACAGCUGGGAUUGUUGCUUCCAUCAGGUGAGUAACAAAUACUGUCAGUAUGGGAGUUGUAUUGAUUUGGGUAAGCAAAAAUUCUGUCUCAGUCUAUGUAUCAUGAGAGAAGGUUUGCACUGAAUCUCACAUAUGAAAAGUGUUUUAACUUUUCUUUUGAAUAACAGUUCUCCCCAUAUUACUGGUGCCAAUGAUCAAUAAUGCCUUGAUUUUUUUCUAUAUGGAAUUAAAUGUUUUGUCUGCCUAUUUCAAGGACUAAUUAAUAAUUCAUUUACACUACUUAUGAAAAGUUGAGUCCUUACAAAGGAAGUUCUGUAGUAGAGGUUUCGAGCAGUUUCUUCCAGUUGAUGGCUGUUAAAGCAUCAGUUUACUUUAAUGUCUUUGAGGUGGUACCAAAGGGCUGUUGGCCGUAUCAGUACAAUGAGGUUUUAUAGUUUGAAAGUUAAAAUAAAUAUUAGAAUCCAACCUGGAAUUUAUGCUGCUUAUUGAAUUUUGAUUCCAACCUCAGCUAUACAUGAGCUUUUCUAUAGUUUGUGCUUGCUUUUAGAUCACAGUUGUUACUAGCUUUGUCUUGCUUGGGAUAGGCGGGUGGUGAGAGUCUUGUGUCACAAUUUUUUUUCCUUUCUCCAAUGGAGGUAAUAGUUGGGAUGGCCUGGUAUUGUGUGGAGGUUUUGUGGACUGCAUCUUUAGAGAGAAGACUCAUCUUUAUUUACUAAAGAAAGACAUUCUCAGCAGAAUUGAAGCUGGCUUCUUGCUUAAUAGUUGUUUCUGUUAUGUAUGGCAGAGCGCAGCUCAUUUUUGUGAAUAGAUAAAGCAAGUUAGCUACUGUUUGCUAAGUGAGGCCAUCACAGUUGUAGAGUGAAAGCAGAUAUCUCUUUCAUUGCAGCAGAGAUGUUAAGAUCCAAUUUCAGGAUCUUAAGCAAGUGCUGGUGGCUAAGUACAUGAUAAAGCAUAGCUGGAUUUUUCAGAUACUUUGCUCGGUUUGGAGACAUUGCAGGUAGCAGUUCUUAACACUGAUGUGCAGAGAACUGUGCCACUUCUGCAAAACUGUUUCACUGUGGAACAGAUACCUGCAGUGAGUACUUACCCCUUAUGUUAAUGAACGGGAGUAUUGCUUAACUCAGAUGGCACUUUUCCCAGUGUUUUGGAGUGGCUGUUUUUUAUUUAUCAUUUAACCUCCCAGAAACAAUAAAAAUAUUGGGAAACUGAAUUUCCACCAGUAACACAUUCAGAAAUAACUGGUUUCAUUUAAUAGAAUUUAUUUGAAAGUAUUACCAAAAUAUCUGGGAACAUUCAGUACAGGUCUGAUAAUACUGUGUUUUAGAAUGGAGCCAUCAUAAAAGUGUUGGUUACCAGAGGUUUCUAGUAUUUCAUUUUUAAAUAUGCUACAAGUCUCUACACAGCUUUCAAGUGGUAGACUAGAACAGUUCAGUUGGAAGGGAUCUACAGAGAUCAUGAAGUCCAAAUGGCUGACUGCUUCAGGGCCACAACCAAGAGUUGAAGCAUGUUGUUAAGCAUAUUAUCCAAAUGCCUCCCUGUACCUAAUGCAAGUUUUUCCAUCCUUAUUUUCAGUACCCUAGUAUAAAUUGUUCCUGGCUAAUGAGUUGUGUUGGUACCAUUGGGUACGUGACACGUUAGCUGCACCACCUCGGAUCUAGUUCUCCAUGUUUUGGCAAACACUGCACUGAUUCUACACUUUUUAUUUUCAUCAUUUUUCUGGUUUGGUUUAGGUUUGAUUUGUGCCUACAGGCAAGAAGUAACUUGAGUUAGUUCUGUUUCUGAUUGGAAGGAAGCCCUCCUGUGGAGUGCUGGUGGCAAAAUGCCAUUCCUUUUCUCUUAGUUACAGCUUCACUGGCCUCCUUUACCUCCGUACAAGUCUAAAAAAAGCUCUAUUGGAUUCAAAUAGCUAAACCUUAGGAAGGGUGUAGACUGUAGGUACAGCAUGUGUACUGCAGCUAAAGCAACAACUCGAGAAUAUGUAAGGGUGCAGAGGCAGGUUCCUCUCAGCCUGUGUUUACUUCUGUGCUCCAACUCAGCUUUCCUGAGAGUAGCAGUUGGUCUCAGCUCUGCUCCUUUCAGUUGUGCUUGCUACCCUUUAACACAUUAGAUCACUGAGCACUAGCAGUGACACACUCACACACCCAACGUUUUUAGCACAAGGCUGGAAAUGCCCAUGGUGUCUUCCCUGUAAAAUAAGGGGUCUUAUCCUGCUUCCUUUGAAAAUAAUGGCAAAACCCCCUCGUGCCUUCAGUGGGAGCUUGAUUGGGCCCAAUAGUAGGAUCUGAGCACUGUUUUGUACUAUAACAAAAUAUCUAUACACUUCUUCCUUUAUGCUGUUUGUCUUAAGCAUCCACUAAAUCAGAAUCUGUAUUAUAUGUAGGGACCAGGUCAGAUGUAUUCUUGCUCCCCAAACAGCCAUUCCCCAGUUCUAGACUAUUGUAUACACUGUACAAAAUCAAGCUGUGAUUCUGCCUUCUUAUAAACUUCAGUAUUUUCAUUUGCUCAAAAAUAUCUAUCCAGAUUUUUUAAAAUAGAAGCUUGAUAUAUUAAAUAUAUAUUUUUUUAAUUUGUUGGUUGGGGGAGGGGUGGGCAUUGUAUGAAAACACUGGAGAGGGGAGUUCAAAUGACAGUGACUGUGCCAGCCCUGCCACCAGAUCUGUGUUCCCUUCUGAAUACCUUCUGAGGGGCUAAGAAAUCGCUAAGAAAAAGCAAAUGAAUUGAUUUUUUCUUUUCCUCCCUUCUGCCCACCUGUUAGAAUGCAUCUUUAUGUCUCAUUGUCAUUGCGCAGGCUGAGCAUUCCUUUUUGUUUUGUUUUGUUCUAUUAUAUAUUAUAUGCACACACACACAUAUAUUUAUAUAUAUUUGAAGUGCUGUCUUAAUUUAAUGGGGUAUAUCUGUAAAUAAGACAACUGGGUAGUAACUGUUUGGGGAGUCCUGUUCAGCUGUUUUAAGUUCUUGGCUAUCGAGUUAAACAUGCAAAAUCCUUUGCCAGUAGCUCCAUCCGACUUCUUGUUUUGCUUUGCAGCUGGACUUGUAAAUACAAAAGGACUGCUUUUAUGUCCAAUUUAAACUGGGCAGUUGCAAGUUCUCCCCAUUUUUGUAUGUACUGUAGAUUAGUGUGUGUGUAUGUGUUAACUGUAGUGGGGUUUUGUCUGACAAGCCUGAAAUUUAUACUUUGAAAUAAACUACUGGGUUUUUAA